Stylophora pistillata is the source of this 2407-nucleotide messenger RNA. Its product is annotated as protein MEMO1. NCBI's taxonomy places the organism in Eukaryota, Metazoa, Cnidaria, Anthozoa, Scleractinia, Pocilloporidae. The record is from RefSeq and is a predicted model, not a curated record.
UCCCUCUGUGUUGAAAAACAUCUCCAAUUUGCUUUUGUCGGCUAAAUUUUUUUGUAUAACCGAUAUUAACGCAAUUUUUUUAAUCAGCGACCAAGUACUAUGUCUAUGCGCCGAGCAAGUCACGCAGGAACCUGGUAUUCUGACAAUGCCCGAACUCUUAAUCAGAAGUUAGAAGAAUGGUUAUCUAAAGCUCACCCUUCGUGUCGACCAGCCAAAGCUAUAAUAGCACCACAUGCGGGUUAUCAAUACUGUGGUUCUUGUGGAGCUCAUGCCUACAGACAAAUCGAUCCAAGUAAAAUAAAGCGGAUCUUUAUCUUGGGUCCAUCUCAUCACAUGUACCUGCCUGGCUGUGCAAUAACAAGUUUAUCAAAGUAUGAAACUCCAUUGUACAAUCUUUCAAUUGACACAGAGGUAAAUAGUGAACUGUUUGCAACAGGAGAGUUUGAGAAGCUCAGUCAAGCUGACGAUGAAAAAGAGCACAGCAUAGAGCUUCAUUUGCCCUAUAUUGCUAAAGUUAUGGAGAGUAAAAGGGACCAGUUUAAGAUUGUUCCAAUUGUGGUUGGUUCAUUAUCAACAAAGAGCGAAGUUACAUAUGGCAAGCUUCUUAGCAAGUAUCUGGUCAGACCAGAAAAUUUGUUUAUCAUCUCUUCAGACUUCUGUCAUUGGGGAUCUCGAUUUAAUUACACAGUUUAUGACAAAAGUUGUGGUCCCAUUUAUAAAUCUAUAGAAGCUCUAGAUAGAAAGGGUAUGGAUGCCAUAGAAAAGCUUGACCCUGCCUGUUUUGUGGAAUAUCUGAAGAAUUCUAGGAACACAAUAUGCGGUAGACAUCCAAUAAGUGUCCUACUCAAUGCAGUGGAGGUCAUGCGACAGAUGAAUGGCGUAACCCAUCCAUGGGCAUUGGAAUUCAUUCACUACUCCCAGUCCAAUGCAUGUUAUCACAUGGAUGAGAGUUCUGUCAGCUAUGCUGCUGGUGUGCUGCAUCAAAAAGCACAGUGACAUUAGACAAAUCUAAUUUCUUCGUAAAAUAUGCCUUUUAUUUUUUUCUCCUUAUUCCAGAAACCUUUUUCCUUUGUAGCAGUCUCUUGUGUAGAACAGUCAGUGAUAUUAUUGUUCAGGAGGAAGAUAUUAUGGCAUCAUUUGGUAUUCUCAUGAGAGCCCUUUCUCUGUUAAACUGCAACUUUGUGUUUGUCUUAGCAUCAAACUUACCCAGCUCUUAUUUAGGCCUGCAGUUCUUUGAUAUCAUUGUCCUUCUGUUAAGAGCCAAGGAGUUGAUGAAUGAACAAGUAACAUCGUCCUCAACUCAUGCUUCAUUUUUUGCUUCCCAUGAAGAAUCCAGUGUUUUCAGGGUUUUACUUUAAUUUUUAGUUGUGUGAGGCACCACAGAGGUUUGGUGACAAUGUUUUGACAUUAAAAUCUUGUUGUUCAACAUAAGAGACUGGCUCAGUUUCCUCUAGCAGCAUGUCAUUUGACUUUUUUGGCGGUCUUUCAAGUUAAAUGGUUGACGACAAAGGGCUUUUGAGAACACCCAUAUUGUACGGUCAAAACCUGGUCACCAAACUUCUUCUGUGCCUCACCCAACUUAUAAUUGUAGUAUCACUUGUUGGUGCCAAAAUAUCAAAUAUUCCAAUUCCUGGACAUGAUUGAGACUUUGUGAAGAAACAGCAUUUGCUUCAUUUUCUGUUUUCAUAAUAUUAUGUAGUUCCUUCAAGUAAGCAAAAUUAUUUGCUUUCUGCCUGCUCAGAAUUUUGUCCAACUCCUUGUUUAUAACUUACUAUGCUCCCCUGCUUUGAUUAAAUGUGGAUAAAGUUGUUGAAAAAGUUAAUUAAAAAAUUGGAAGAACUAUUGGGAAAAAAGUUAUUUUCUUGGGUUUCAUCAUAGAAAUUUUUGCACUAUUUACUUCUUGGAAGUCUUGGUAUUUUUGCAACUUUGCUGUGCUUGAUUUUCAGUCAUUUUUGGGUACAUGUCGUCCUUCGUUUCCAGAAUACUGCUCAGUUCUUUGUUGUCAAGGCAGCUUCUCAUUGGAUCUCGCAAUUGAUUAUUUAGUGGUUAGAAUUUGGUUCCUAAAGCAUGAUUUUGAUAGGGCCAACAAUUCCCAGUAAAUCUAGCUCUGAGAAAAGGCUAAUGUUCAAAAUGUCAGAUUUAAGUGGCUAAUUUGCAUGAUCAAAUCAGUUGAUUAACCCAAAUUAUCUAACCAUUAGCUUAGAUUGAAGAGAUAAUACAAUAUUUUUGAAGAUGAACAUUCUAAUCAUUCAAGUAAGAAGCUUGCCCCAUGCAAUUCACCCCAGUUAAAAGAAGGAAAGGAAUUAGGCAGUGCACAAUAAUGGCUGAAAAUCAACCUAAAUUUUGCUGAAAGAGAAUUGGUUUGGGUAUUUAUGCACAUAGAAAUAAAGAGCUUCAGAGCUUCAGA